GCAGGAAACGAAGAGGAAGCCCAAGUUGCCCUAUAGCGUCCUCAAGGGUUUUCUAUCCGUGGCCUCCCUCCUUCCUUAUUAUAAACCCUAGAUAGACGCCAUACCUCAUUUCCUCCGUAGUUCUGCUCGGAUUGCCGCUGACGUUGUGAAUCAUGGUGAAGCAUAACAAUGUCAUACCCAAUGGGCACUUCAAGAAGCACUGGCAGAACUAUGUGAAGACCUGGUUUAACCAGCCGGCCCGUAAAACCAGAAGAAGACUUGCUAGACAAAAGAAGGCUGUGAAGAUUUUCCCUCGGCCUACAGCUGGACCUCUUCGUCCUAUCGUCCACGGGCAGACUUUGAAGUACAAUAUGAAGCUUAGGGCUGGUAGGGGAUUUUCCCUUGAGGAGCUCCAGGCAGCAGGUAUUCCCAAAAAACUUGCCCCAACCAUUGGCAUAUCCGUUGAUCAUCGCCGCAGAAACCGUUCGCUGGAGGGUCUCCAGACUAAUGUCCAGAGGCUGAAGACGUACAAGGCUAAGUUGGUUGUCUUCCCAAGACGUGCUCGCAAAUUCAAGGCUGGUGAUUCUGCUCCAGAGGAAUUGGCUACAGCCACCCAAGUCCAAGGAGCUUACAUGCCUGUUGUGCGUGAGAAGCCAACCGUGGAGCUUGUUAAGGUCACAAGUGAGAUGAAAUCAUUCAAGGCGUAUGACAAGCUGCGCAUCGAGCGGACCAACAAGCGUCACGUUGGUGCCCGGUUGAAGAAGGCUGCCGAGGCUGAAAAGGAAGAGAAGAAGUAGAGAGUUUUUGCCCAUAUGGUUGUGGGGAUGUUUUUGCUGUUACAAGUCUGGGUCAAACCGCUAUACUGAUUUUGAACCAGACUCUAGUAUUUAUUCUGUUUGGAUUCCUAGAUCACUCACUUGGUUACGACGUUUGUUUGGAUUUUGUUUUCGUCUCUCUGGAUCCGUGUUAGAAUGGAAUAGAUUCUAGGUAUGCUCAAUGCUUAACAGUGAUUUGGCAAUAUGUAUUUGUGGUUCGACUGUUUCCCUGCCGUAAUGGAAUUUAAUGGCUGAAUUGCAUUUCCCGUUCAAUUCAAAA
This is a messenger RNA of Rhododendron vialii, 1074 nucleotides long. Its product is annotated as large ribosomal subunit protein eL13z. Gene Ontology annotation, biological process: translation. Gene Ontology annotation, molecular function: structural constituent of ribosome; RNA binding. Lineage: Eukaryota; Viridiplantae; Streptophyta; Magnoliopsida; Ericales; Ericaceae. The transcript is spliced from 5 exons. Bases 153 to 776 code for a protein of 207 amino acids. The record is from RefSeq and is a predicted model, not a curated record. Gene Ontology annotation, cellular component: cytosolic large ribosomal subunit; ribosome.